AUGGAGAAUGAAGCAAAGUACAAUGGAUGGACUAUUAUUGAUACAUGUGAAGAGAUAGAUCUGGAGAAAACGUUGUUUAGUGGACAGGUGUUUUCAUUCGUAAGAACAGGAGAAUGUGAAUACACAGGUGUUGUUGGAGAGUAUCUUGUAAGUUUUAUGCAGAAGGGACAGAAUGUGCUGUAUAAAGUACUUCAUGAGCGCAAGCCAGUCAUGAACAUACAUGAUGCAGUAUGCCAUUUUUUCACUCUUGAUGUGCAUAUGCAUGAACUGGCUGAAAAGUGGAAAUUCGAUGACAAAUGCCUUUCUGGAUUAAGGAUGCUUAGGAACGAGCUGAUUCCAACAAUAUUUUCGUUUAUUUGCUCAUCAAACAACAAUAUUCCACGAAUAACCAAGAUGGUGUGGUUUCUAUACUCGAAGGGAGAAUUUAUUAUGGAGUACAAGGGAUCUAGGUUUCACUACUUUCCAUCUGUUGACAAACUGGUAAACAUUGAGGAUGAGCUGAAGGCAAAUUCAUUUGGAUACCGAGCAAGAUAUGUGUGUGAUGCAGCAGUGUAUCUGAAAAUAAGCAGCGAAAGCAUUGUAAAUGGCAAUGACUGCAGGAAAGCGUUACUUGGAAUACGAGGCAUAGGAAAGAAGGUUGCAGACUGUAUUCUGUUAAUAGGCCUUGGAAAGCAUAGUGUUGUACCGAUAGAUACACACAUUCUCAACUAUGCAAGGAAGCACUUUGGAAUCAGUGAAAUUCGAAUGUCAAGUGCAAUGUAUGACAGAGUACAGGAGAUUUAUGUGAAUAAGUAUGGCAAGUAUGCAGGAAUUGCACAACUUUAUAUAUUUAAGACCAUGGUUGAUCUACGAAGCAAGAAAAAUACAAAGCUUGAAAUGAAUAACAACCAGAGUGAAGGUAUUUAG
This is a messenger RNA of Ordospora colligata OC4, 906 nucleotides long. RefSeq names its product 8-oxoguanine DNA glycosylase. Gene Ontology annotation, biological process: base-excision repair, AP site formation; base-excision repair; nucleotide-excision repair. The record is from RefSeq and is a predicted model, not a curated record. Gene Ontology annotation, cellular component: nucleus. NCBI's taxonomy places the organism in Eukaryota, Fungi, Microsporidia, Ordosporidae. Gene Ontology annotation, molecular function: 8-oxo-7,8-dihydroguanine DNA N-glycosylase activity; damaged DNA binding. The transcript has a single exon. Bases 1 to 906 code for a protein of 301 amino acids.